Messenger RNA from Seminavis robusta, 3978 nucleotides. The record is from the annotation of a GenBank genome assembly. NCBI's taxonomy places the organism in Eukaryota, Bacillariophyta, Bacillariophyceae, Naviculales, Naviculaceae.
AUAUCUUCUUGGCACGCGAGGAAGAAAACACCAUGAAGAUGGAGUUCUCGGCUUACUCGCGGGAGAUCUUGAAGCAAGCUCAAGCCAACUCGAAGCGCAUGUUCGAAGAGCUCUGGGAUCUCAGCAAGUCCAUCACAUCUCACGCUCUGGACACCAACAGUUCUUGGCCGAACUGCACUCUCCCCUACUUCGACAUUCACGCACAUGACUUGAAGAAAAAGACCGGAAACCUCGAGUUUGUUGGCUUUGCACCCUUUGUAACACCCGAGAAUCGGGCCGGCUGGGAACAAUACUCUGUGGACAAUCAAGGCUGGAUCCAACAAGACUAUAACUAUCGCAAUUGGACCCAUGCUGCUGCUCCUAUUCCUACUUCCAUCCAUCAAUACAACGGCAGCGGUCUCACCCAAGAAGAUUAUGUCUUUGAAGAUCCGCAGUUCGACUACGAGAUCCCCCUUUGGCAAAUUGCUCCUGCACAAAACGACACUUCCGUCAUCAACCUCGAUUUGGCUACCGUUCCCGUGUUUGCGCACCUCCUCUGGGACAUUAAGAUGAAAAAGGUCGAGCAAUACUCCCGCAUCAUGGACCUCCAUUUCCUGCUUGGCGACAAUCUAAACCAAAACAACCCAGAUCACCCCAGAGGGACUAUUUAUCAACCAGUCAUGGAAGACUUUCGCGAAAAUGCCGAUGUUGUCGGCUUUACCAUGGGCACGUUGACAUGGGACCUCAUCUUCGAGAAUGUCCUGUUUGACAGCUCGUCUCCGCUUUUGGUGGGGAUUGAAGGGACAUGCAACGCCAUUUUCACCUACAAGAUUGGUGGCGAAAGCAUGCACGUUCAGUUUAUGGGUUACGGGGAGGGGCUCAGAGACCCUCAGUUUGACAAAUUCAAACAAAGCGCAGAUCUCCUUCAUCCACUGAACAAUCGGCCUGGCUAUCCUCCUGUGAAACAUACACAUCGACACACCGACGCGUCGCAUGGGGACAGUCAUUGCACCUACGUCAUGAAUACGUAUCCCACCCAAGAAUUCAAGGAUCACUACACCAGUGCUGAACCAAUCUACAUGACAAUCCUGAUCGCCUCUAUCUUCGUGUUUACCGCUUCAGUCUUCUUCCUCUACGACUACCUCGUGCAAAGGCGCCAGGCCAAGCUCUUGACAACUGCAGAGCGCACAACGGCGAUUGUGACAUCGUUGUUUCCGAAAGAAGUGGGAAAACGCCUUAUCGAAGAUGCGAAAAACGAACACAAGGAAAAUGAGAAGAACAAGAAGAAGCAAGUCAAUUUCUCGGAUGCUGCGGGAGGUGCAUUUGAUGACGAGGAUCAAACGGAGAACGAUGGAACCAUGCGGGGUGGUGGCAUUGGCAAGCCAAUCGCCGAUAUCUUCCCAUCAGCGACGAUUAUGUUUGGGGACUUGGUGGGUUUCACCGCUUGGAGUAGUUCUCGGGAGCCCCAGCAUGUGUUCAUUCUGUUGGAGACUUUGUAUGGGGCGUUUGAUAAAAUUGCGAAGCGUAGAAGAGUGUUCAAAAUUGAAACGGUGGGGGACUGCUACGUGGCGGUGUGUGGUUUGCCGGAGGAGCGACCUGAUCAUGCAGUGGCAAUGGCCAGGUUUGCAAGGGACUGUUUGCAGAAACUUAAGGAUCUGUUGAUUUCUCUGGAGACGCAUCUAGGCCCGGAUACAACUGAGCUUGCAAUGCGCAUUGGUUUGCACAGCGGAGCGGUCACAGCUGGCGUGCUGCGGGGAGACCGUGCAAGGUUCCAGCUGUUUGGAGACAGUGUCAAUACUUGCGCCCGAAUCGAGACGACGGGGCAACGGAAUCGCAUCCAUGUUUCCGAACAGACUGCAAAGCUCUUGAUUGCUGCAGGGAAGCAACGUUGGGUGGUCCCGCGAGAGGAUCGGGUGGAAGCCAAGGGUAAAGGAACUCUUACUACUUUUUGGCUCACUGAAGGUGUUGGCUCUGAUGGAAUGUCAGCUACUUGCUCUUCGAACGAUGAUUCCUGCUGGUUGGAAGAUGACAGUGCCGCCAAGCAAAACGAACUUUCCGCGAGAGACCGUCGCCUUGUUGACUGGCACGUCGAAACGUUGAGUGGAAUCCUUCGGCAAAUCCAGGCACGACGAAACAUAUUGGGGUCAAAGGACAAGAAGAAGAAGAAUUCAGGGGAUCUCCGUUCCAUGGAAGAUAGAUUCGGGACGGGAAGUCAAAUGCUGCUUGACGAGGUCGAAGAAGUCAUCGAGUUGCCUGUUUGCAGAAAUGAAACUUGUCAAAGUUUUCUUGAUGAAGCAGAGAAGUGCCGUCUCGACGUGGAAGUGGUUUCGGAGCUCUCUCGAUUCAUCAGCGCAAUCGCUGCCCUGUACACCUCUCAAAAUCCCUUCCAUAGUUGGGACCACGCUAGCCAUGUCACGAUGAGCGUUUGCAAGCUGCUUUCAAGGAUCGUCUCCAAAGACGACAGUGCUCCGGAACAUGACCACGCAUUUGGGAUUACAAGUGACCCACUGACGCAGUUCGCAGUCGUUCUAGCAGCUAUUAUCCAUGAUGCAGAUCAUCCUGGCGUACCCAACUCAACACUCAUCAGCGAGGGCUCGGAGCUUGCUGCUCUCUAUCAAAACAAGAGCAUAGCCGAGCAGAAUUCCGUCAAUCUUGUCUUCGAUCUUCUAUUCGAGAGCUCCUAUUCCAACCUCCGAGCUGCAAUCUAUUCUGAUGAAACGGAGCUCAAGAGGUUUCGACAACUGUUGGUCAACUCCGUAAUGGCGACCGACAUCAUGGACAAGGAACUGGGUGCCCUUCGAAAAGCCAGGUGGAACAAAGCCUUCUCGAAUGAAGUGUCUGUCAAGGAAGACCCCAACGUCGCAACGAAUCGGAAGGCAACAAUUGUUAUUGAGCAUCUGAUCCAAGCAUCUGAUGUGGCGCAUACAAUGCAACACUGGCACAUCUAUCGCAAAUGGAACGAACUCCUGUUCAUGGAAAUGUACAAGGCGUACAAGGAGGGACGUGCCAAGGAUCCAUCUGAGAGCUGGUAUCAGGGUGAAAUGGGUUUCUUUGACUUCUACAUCAUACCUCUGGCUAAGAAACUAAAGGAAUGCGGUGUCUUUGGGGUAGCAAGCGACGAAUAUCUUGACUACGCCAUGAACAAUCGGGCAGAGUGGGAGUCCAAGGGCCCCGAGCAGAUUGAAAUGUACAUCCAACGUUACAACGCCGAGUGCGCGCCUAAAGAGCAGGGUCAAGCAAGCUCGUCAACAACGACCACGGCACUGCCUCCUUCGUUUGACUUGAGCUUUUCAUCCGCAACUACAGUCGAGCUCACCGAAGAGGGUGGGGCAAUGUCGAAGGAUUUUCGGCACUAUCUGAAGCGAGGUGUUCGACACUGUGAUGUCUAAGCAAUGCAAGUCGCGGUGCACAGUCCAAGAUGUUCUCGUUAUACGGUGAGAGCAUUAGGAUGCAGGUUCGAUAUGACUACAAACGUUAUAGCUACGUGUUUCUACUUUUCAGUUAGUUCUUGUCUUGUGCACUGCUGGCAUUGCCUGCCAGCCCAAACGGAAACCACAUACAGCAUCAGUGUCCCCAUCGAGCCCGAGUUUGCACUGGUAAACAUUGCUGCUGGACCCGCCUCCUGUGGACCUUCGCGGAGAAUGGAAACUUGUGGGGUUCGGGCCACACAUGGGAGACUGGGAUCACCCGAGACAACAAGCCAAGCAGAAUCCGUGGUAACGGUAGCGCUGGCCAGGGGGUGGCUGAGCAUGGGGACAAGCAAAAGUUGAGCUAAGUUGGUUUGAAGUGGUCCAUGCCAAGGAGAGAGCCGAUAGUUCCUGUCCAAGAAGCAACGAAAACAUUGCGCCUGUAGCAAGCAAAGAGUAACCCAGCCGACAAGGAAUUCCUCGCAGAAAAGAUCAGUCAAGAUUGAAUCAUUCCAAGAAUCCUCAUUCUAGCUUUGACCCGCAGAAAAGACUAAUUGUCUAUAGAGUAACUUUGAAAGGCAAAACUCAGGGU